GAGGAAGGGAAGUAGGAGGCGACUAAACAGGCCGUACAGACAGAAAGGCGCAUCGAGGAAGAUACCUAUGUCAAGCUGCAAUAGUCAAGGUUCCUUACAGUUAACUGACAGAGUGGAAAACACAGUGUUAAAUAGGGAGAGUGGUAUGACAGAGAUUUGAGCAACAGAGGUAUGGUAUACUGUAGAUCAGAUGGAUCCAAAAUGAUGCAUCUCAGUGUAGCUGACGACUGAGCUGGUCUGGGGAUUGGAUUGGGAUCAACUCGGCCUGAACUCGACCUCCGGUUUAGAACCAGUCUCAUUGACCACCAGGCAGAUCAUCAGCGACCUACGACCUAACGCUCUGUUGGGAAUCUACACAAAUCGUGCCGACAGCGAUGGAGGUGUCUAUGCAGCUGUAUGCGUUGCUGCUGAGUGGAGCGGUCCUCCUGUCACUCAUCCUGUUGACUGGCCUGUGUCUUCGCUGCAGAAGACACAACCUGCCUACGUCCAUUCAGCAGCGUUACAGUGAGGAUUACACUCAGCACACCCCAGGAUUCGGCUUGGCCCACCCACCAUACAACCCCUCUUCAGCCACAAGCUGGGGUGCUCCCCCUUCCAGCCUCCUUUCACCCAUUUCACCACAGAUCGUUCUGAGACCGAACUCUGUCACCCCAACUGAAAAUGAGAGUAAUGACGGCUAUGAGAGUCCAGGAGAAGAGUAUGUCAACGAGGUGAUGGAUGACUAUGAACCAGGAUCAGGCUACCUAAUAGUGUUACCAUCAGAUCUUCCGGGGACUGGGUCUCUGCGUCAUUCCAACCAAUGUCUCAUCUCCAAAAGCUCCCAAAGCACAGAAAACAGUGGCGCGGUUGGCAAUAUGAAAAUCAAUAUGAACGUCGACGUGGAAAAGAGUGAUGACAGUGAUGAUGGCAGCAACGACUAUGUCAAUACUAAAGAAAGCAAUGACGCGGAGGUCAAUGUCGACGUGGGAAAGAGUGAUGACAGUGAUGAAGGCAGCAACGACUAUGUCAAUACUAAAGAAAAUAGUGGCGCAGAGGGCAAUAUGAAUGUCGUUGUGGAAAAGAGCGAUGACAGUGAUGACGAAGGCAACGACUAUGUCAAUACUAAAGACAUGUGAAGCCUCCCCAUCACGUAGCAGAUUCUGACGGGGAGGGAAUUGAGUCGAUCGACUGCUGGAUUUAUCAUGAGUGCAACCAAGUUUCAAAAGGAAACCUACACAGCGUGACAAACAUCUACAUAGGGGUUCUGCAAUAUGGACAAGAGCACUGUGCAACUCACUGCUGUGGCUGAUGAAACAUUUCAAAAGACCUUAACCUCAUCCACCAGCUCUCUCUGAACUAUGUGGUAAUAAUUAAGGCCUAGGGAGAAUGUUUUAAGUUUUAUUGUAUGAUGUUGGGCAAAUGUUUUCGAACACAUCUCCUGGUGCCCCAGCUGCAACCAUAAUGCUACAUUUUUAAGCUCUUUCCUGACUAUUGAAAAGAAAGGAUGACAGUGGGGAAAAGAGGUGGUGUCGUAGGGCAGAUUUGAACCCAUGUCGACGCCGCGGCAUUUUUGUUUUCAAUGUAUGGAUUUGCUGACGACUCCUGAGAAUGUUCGUUCAAGUUUACAAAUUUUUUCUAAGCUGUAUUUCUUAUUACUGUGGAUUUUUUGUCAAUAUAAAUGCUUUGCCAUAAUCUAUAGCCCUAUUCGGACAGGAUAAGUUUUACUGGGAGCUCAGCUAAUGUAAUAUGCACAAAUCACCACAUCCAUAGUUUUUCCCAUCCAAAUCUGCCAUUUAGUCAUUUAAAUUAUCCCAUUCAAGGUUUUGGCAAACGCCCAGGUCCUCUGAUAAUCCUCAUCCUGUCAUCUGUGUUGAGGGAUAUUAGAGUAACAGGUGCUGCACCAAGUUUGGGAAAGAACAUGAACAAAUUGAUGCUUAAAAAUAUGCUUUGGAUGUAACCUACAGCUGAUUGAACUUUUGUCACAUCAACUAUCUUAGUGCCAUACUUUUAAAAGAUGAAGUGGAAAAUAUUGUGCCAAUGAAUUGAUAAAUGUUACAGAUCAUGGUUCUUAUAGACUUUCUAUACACUGAAAGCCAUUAGGUCAAUAUUAGGCUAUCCCGAGACGUGGAAGAGCCUCCAGGCUUCCAUCAUGAGGAAGGGAAAAAAAAUAAUUAGGGGCAGUUUGGAAAAACGGACAAGCUGGAUAUUAAUUACAUAGCCGACGUUCUAUAGUAAUACUAGUCCUGUGCGGAUAGGGCUUAUGAACCAUUGUGUGAUGUUUUCUGUAUGAAUUGAAGCUGAUAUGGAUGGCAUAUAGUUCACUAUUAAAGAUGUGUUUUAAAUCAGUAAUGAUCAUUCACAAAUGCUUGUUUGUUACACAUACACUGCUCAAAAAAAUAAAGGGAACACUUAAA
Messenger RNA from Oncorhynchus gorbuscha (pink salmon), 2393 nucleotides. RefSeq names its product linker for activation of T cells (gene lat). NCBI's taxonomy places the organism in Eukaryota, Metazoa, Chordata, Actinopteri, Salmoniformes, Salmonidae. The transcript is spliced from 13 exons. The record is from RefSeq and is a predicted model, not a curated record. The coding region runs from base 375 to 1115 and encodes 246 amino acids.